AAGGAAGUUCUGAAAGAAUGGAAAGUCAAUAUGAUAAAAAGGGUUUAAUGGUGAAGAAUACCUGAAAAUGAUCAAAAACACAAAGCAAGACACUCUUAUGUUUAGGCUGAAUUUCUCGACCCUUUUCAUUAACACAUUUGUUGAAUCAACUUUGAGUGGUACCAAUCAAAUAAAUGUGGUGAAUAAGUUGGUCUUGGUAAAAGACUUCUCUAAAAUUGAUUGGUGCAAGUAUAUUCUAGAUUGUUUGGUCAGCAGAAAACAACUUUGGAGAAGAGAUGAUAACAUAUGCUAUUACAGUGGACCUAUACUCGUUUUGACGCUGGUGUAUAUGUAUAGGAUAAAGUUCACGGGUUUGAAGAUAGUGAAAAGGUUACCGUUUGUUAGAAAUGUUACAGAUGAGAUGUUGGACGGGAUGAUGAGGGAUUAUUGUGCCGAGGAGGUUUUCGUGGCUGUUAUCGAGCAUAGCUAUGGAGUAAUAUUGUCCGAAAAGAAGAAUAUUGAAAAAGCACUAAAACAUGGAAUUGAGAAAUUCCCAGACAACUUGAUGUUGAAGGAGUGGUGUGAAAAAAAUAAAGAAUUGUUCAAAGAAGUGAAUAAUGCAGAGACUGGAGGAAUGAAAUAUAAUGAAGCUAGUUUUGAUGAUCAUAGUAACAAAGGAGAGGCAGAUGGUGGUAAAGUAGAAGGAUUCUCUCCAGUUAGAGGAUUGGUAGUUCAUGGGGAAAAGAAGGAUGAUGGUGGAGGUUUAGUACACCUAAUAUGGAUAAGGUAG
Messenger RNA from Lactuca saligna, 769 nucleotides. Lineage: Eukaryota; Viridiplantae; Streptophyta; Magnoliopsida; Asterales; Asteraceae. The record is from the annotation of a GenBank genome assembly.